This is a messenger RNA of Cavia porcellus (domestic guinea pig), 3377 nucleotides long. RefSeq names its product dihydrouridine synthase 2 (gene Dus2). Gene Ontology annotation, molecular function: tRNA dihydrouridine synthase activity; flavin adenine dinucleotide binding; tRNA binding. The coding region runs from base 252 to 1706 and encodes 484 amino acids. The record is from RefSeq and is a predicted model, not a curated record. Gene Ontology annotation, cellular component: cytoplasm. The transcript has 16 exons. Gene Ontology annotation, biological process: tRNA dihydrouridine synthesis. Lineage: Eukaryota; Metazoa; Chordata; Mammalia; Rodentia; Caviidae.
AUAUGCGCCACAGCUGCUUGUACGGAAGCUGGAGCGGCUCAGUGCGGCGUGUGGAGCGGCAGAAUCGUCGAGGAGGAGAGAAAAUCUAUACAACUAAGAGGCCGCGAGGUCUGUAGGUUUAGAUAGGUGACGGCGACAUCAAGACCCAGGCCAAUCUUGAAGAUAGGGGUGCGGUGGAGGCAGGAACGGGGCUUGGCAAUACGAGGCGACAGUAGGCCCUGGCCCAGUGGAUCAGACAUAGCAGAGGAGGAAUGAUCCUGAAUAACCUUUCUCUGUGCUACCAGAACAAGCUCAUCUUAGCCCCUAUGGUUCGGGUUGGGACUCUCCCAAUGCGGCUGCUGGCCCUGGAUUAUGGAGCAGACAUUGUUUACUGUGAGGAUCUGCUGAGGACCAGCAGCCAGGGGUAUGCAGAUGUGUUCUGGCUCAUGCUGGACCAGGAGCUGAUUGACCUCAAGAUGCUUCAGUGCAAGAGAGUUGUCAAUGAGGUGCUCAGUACAGUAGACUUUGUUGCCCCUGAUGAUCGAGUAGUCUUCCGUACCUGUGAAAAAGAACAGAACAGGGUGGUCUUUCAGAUGGGGACUUCAGAUGCAGAACGAGCCCUUGCUGUGGCCAGGCUUGUAGAAAAUGAUGUAGCUGGUAUUGAUGUCAACAUGGGCUGUCCAAAAGAAUAUUCCACCAAGGGAGGAAUGGGAGCAGCUUUGCUGUCAGACCCUGAUAAGAUUGAGAAGAUCCUCAGCACGCUUGUCAGAGGGACAUGCAGACCUGUGACCUGUAAGAUUCGCAUCCUGCCGUCGCUAGAAGAUACCCUGAGCCUUGUGAAGCGGAUAGAGAAGACUGGCAUUGCUGCCAUUGCAGUUCAUGGGAGUGGAGGAUCUCAUGAUCACAUCCAACAACAUUUGGACAUAGAGAACUUUAGACAAGCCACAGCUGCAUCUUCAGUGAUGGUGGCCCGAGCAGCCAUGUGGAACCCAUCUAUUUUCCUCAAGGAUGGUCUGCGUCCCCUGGAAGAGGUCAUGCAGAAGUACAUCAGAUAUGCAGUGCAGUAUGACAACCACUACACCAACACCAAGUACUGUUUGUGUCAGAUGCUACGUGAACAGUUGGAGUCACCCCAGGGAAAGUUGCUCCAUGCUGCCCAGUCUUCCCAGGAAAUUUGUGAGGCCUUUGGCCUUGGUACCUUCUAUGAGGAGACCACUCGGGAGUUAAAUGCCCGAAGGACUGAGCUUUUGGCCAGGACUCCAGAAGAGGUUGGGGAGCCAGCUGAAGAUACCUCUGGUGUCAUUAAGUUGGCUGUCAAGUUUGAUCGGAGACAAUACUCACCCCAGAUCACCCCAAAAAUGUGCUUACUGGAGUGGUGCCGGAGAGAAAAGUUAUCACAGCCUGUGUACGAAACGGUUCAACGACCUCUAGAUCGCCUAUUCUGCUCCACUGUUACUGUUGCAGAGCAAAAGUACCAGUCUACCUUAUGGGACAAGUCCAAGAAACUGGCAGAGCAAACUGCAGCCAUUGUCUGUCUGCGGAGCCAGGGCCUCCCUGAGGGUCGGCUGGGUGAGGAAAGUCCCUCCCUGCACAAGCGCAAGCGGGAGACCCCUGACCAGGACCCUGGGGGCCCCAAAGCUCAGGAGUCAGCACUGCCUGGAGAGCUAUGCAAGAAGCCCUUUGUGGUGUUGCAAAGUGAUAAAGAGAGCCCUCUGGAAGGCUGGUGACUACUACUGUUCCUGUCCUGGUGGCUCACUCCUUGGGCCUACCUCUGAGAUGGCCUUUGGUACCAGAAGAUAAACCAGAUGCUAGUGGACAGUUCGCUAACCCUGCCUGGCAGGAGUCCAGGCCCAGGCCAUUAGCCUGAAGCACAGGCCAAGGAGUACCCCAGGAUCUCUUCUUUCCUGGGGGAAGUCUGAGUUAUUGCGCCAAGUUUCUAGUGACCUGGGUGAAAACAGGAAGAUUUUCAGGUGAUGCCUCCUUAACCUGACAUUGGUACAGUGCAAUAAAAAUACUAACCUCACUCAAGGAUAACUGCUUCAUCCUGGGGCAUCUUCAAACACAGACUUAUGUCCUGCCAUAAUUGUUCCAUUCCCACCCUCUGCACAAAGAUGGAGCUUCCUAAAGCAUGUCCCACCAGGCACAGUGGUGCAUGCAUGUAAUCCCAGUGCUUGGUAGGCUGAAGCAGAAUUGCUGUAAGUUUGAGGCAAGCCUGGGCUGCAUAGUGAAUUCAAGGCCAGCCUCAACUACAUAAUAAGACCAUGUCUCUAAAAAGAAGAAGAAGAAAAAGGAGAAGAAGAAGAAAGAAAGAAAGAAAAAAAACCCUAAGCAUAUCCCCGGCCCAUUCUUAGAGGUUUAUGGUGUUGGAAAGUAGAGGUGGGGAAUGGGCUGUCACCUUUCGAGCCCACUCAAUUUGGGCUAAGCCAGAACCCACUCAAGGAAACUUGAGAUCCUGGGCAUUAGUUGACUUUGUUGAUGGAAAUCUAUGAAAUCUGGGAGACAGAUUAGGGCAUUUGGAGCUCCACUAAGAGACCAUCUCAUUGAGUUCAGGGGGUAACCUGAGUAUUUGCCUUGUAAACAGGAAACUGUGGCCCCUGAGUCUCUUAAGCCUGACUGGACUCAGACUUGAUAAGGUACUGCUUUGGGCAGGGGGCAUUGCAAGGUGCUGAUGACAGCAAUUUGGCUAUUGCAAUUCACAGUUUAUGCACCCAUCCCUCCCCCAACCCCACUUGGGGCCGGAAGGAAGUGGCAGAUUCACUUUAAUUUCCUCUUGGCAGUGAGAAACAAACAAACGGCUACCACCACCUCUUGGGGCCUCCCCCGCUUACUGGGAGGGGCAUUCUGACCAAAGGUCCCGCCCUACCCACUGUUUCCUCCAUUGUAAACAUGCUGCCCUGACUGUACCUUUGCUAGGCAGCUUGGGGGGAGGAUUCACCUCUGGGCCAAGGUCCUUUUCCAUAUAUCUCCCUGUGGUGUGCCUCACGGAUUUGUGGUAACCCAGCCCCAAGGGGUCAGGCCGGUAUGUCACACCAGCAACUCCUGGCCCUAGUCUCUGGAUCAGGGCUUUGGUGGGUGAGGCUUUGUCUGAGUCCUGGUGCUGCUCCUCCUGGUCACCCCACAUGCUCUUCUAAGUGCAUGCAGGUAAGGAUACUAUAUUCCCAGCUACCUCCCACAGUGCAUUACAGUUUGACUUUGGGCAACUCAUUUCUAGCUCACUCUGCCCCUAGGGGCCCUUCUCUGACAGUGGGAUCAGCUGUCCUCUGCCUCCCUGGCUGGAAGAUAACAGGCUGGCCUGUGAUGGAGUGGCUAAUGGAGUCACUCCAUGCCAAGACACUAAACUGGUGCUCCAGAAAAGACCCCCUCUGUCAUGUGGAAUAAAGUCCAGACCCACCUACCAA